This is a messenger RNA of Scatophagus argus, 2808 nucleotides long. RefSeq names its product myeloid associated differentiation marker b (gene myadmb). NCBI's taxonomy places the organism in Eukaryota, Metazoa, Chordata, Actinopteri, Scatophagidae. The transcript is spliced from 2 exons. Bases 282 to 1163 code for a protein of 293 amino acids. Gene Ontology annotation, cellular component: membrane. The record is from RefSeq and is a predicted model, not a curated record.
UGAAUAACGGUGCAGACAUUUGAUGCCUAAUUUGGUUUGCUGGGCGGGGAGCUGCUCCUCCGAGGUGCUGCUUAGUCGAGUCUGGGAGCUGAGGACUUGCAAUUUGCCUCUGGAUGUCCCGGAGAACAGAGAGUAUCCGCAGCCAAAAACCCAGACAAGUUUUCUCUGCCUGCUCUGAGUUGCUGGUGUUUAAAAUCUGAGGAAGUGACACCCGAAAGGACGAGACUCGUAUCUCACAGGCAUCUUUUCAGCUUCACUCAUCACCGACUGCAUCUCGCAUCAUGGCCAUAGUCCUCCAAUCCAGCCCCCUCCUAUGGACACGGUUGGCAGCCCUGAUCUUCUCCUGCGUGGCCUUCUCCGUGGCCGUACAUGGUGGCAGACUCUACCACGGCACAGGAGACUGGUGCAUCUUCUGCUGGGCCUUCAGUUUCGCUGGGACUCUGCUCGUCAUCCUGGUGGAGCUGUUUGGCCUUCAGACCAGAGCCCCCGUUUCCUGGAAGAACUUCCCUAUCACCUUCGCCUGCUACGCCGCCCUACUCUGCCUGUCCGCCUCCAUCAUCUUCCCCCUCUACUUCCUCAAGGGCACCACAGGCCCCAGUGAAGUCCGCAACUACCGCAUUGUGUCAACUGUCUUCUCCUGCCUGGCCACCAUUGCCUACAUGAGCGAAGUGAGCAUCAGCAAGGCUCGUCCGGGCGAGGUCGCCGGCUACAUGGCCACAGCCCCUGGCCUGCUGAAAGUCUGCGAAACCUUUGUGGCAUGCAUCAUUUUUGUCUUCAUCAGCGACCCCGUGCUGUACAACCACCACGAUGCACUCAAAUACUGCAUGUCCGUCUACUGCAUCUGCUUCAUCCUGUCGGCGGCAAUCAUCAUGCUCUGUAUCGGCGAGUGCACCGGCUGCCUCCCCUUCCCAUUUGCCCGCUUCCUGUCUGCCUAUGCCCUGCUGGCCGUGGUUCUAUAUCUGUCAGCAACCAUCAUCUGGCCCAUCUUCAACUUUGACCCCAAGCAUGGCGGAACGAAACAAAGGCCCUACAGUUGUGGCAGCACGCUGGGGCUUUGUGUUUGGGAUAAGCUCAUGGCAGUGGCUGUGCUCAGUGCUGUCAACUUCAUCCUCUACCUGGCUGAUCUGAUCUACUCCACCCGCCUGGUGUUUGUCAGUGCCUGAGGGAAGAGAAAAGUAGGUUAGACCAGCAGUAUACUCCAAGUAAAAUUCAAUUUGGCAUGUUCUCAAAAGUUUUUGAACUACUGUCUGGCCUGUUUGUUUAAUGGCAGCUUCUGGUUCAUGAUGGUAUCAGACUGUAAAGUUAAACCACAACUGGUAGUUUAUUGAAGUAUUCUAAUCUGGUGUGACUCCAUUUGCUGAAAAUUAAAAGAUUUGAUUUCACUAUGGUUCUGGUAGAGCAAAAUACAAAAAGUAAAAGUGUCCCAAAGUACUUUGCUGAACCAGUAUGUACUGGAGAUGUACUGAUGUACUGGAGAUAACAUAUUGGGGGCAGUGAGCAUGGCCUUUUGAAGAAGAUAAGUUCAUCUUGCUAAGUUAAUCCAACUAAAAUCUUGUGUUGUAAGGCACAAAUCUCACAGUUUUGCCUCUGCAAACCUGCCAAAUUUGAUUUUGUGUAAAGUAUACUGCCAGUCAGAGGACUGCAGAGAGGGAAGAGGGAGAGGUUGAGGGCAAUGGCUAUGUUUACACGUACAACAAUAUUCCUUUAAAUUACUGUGGCUUUCUGCUCAUGUGUUGGAUCAAAUAAAUGUCAAGCUUGGCUUCCAGUGAUCUGGAAAGACUCCUGUCUUGACUAUAAGAGACCUGAAUGUGAUUGCUGGAACAUGCUGAUUUUUUCAAAACAGUUUUAAUGAGAGAUUAUUGCCAAUUGCAGUAUUCUGAAUACAAGAUUAUUCCAUGUACACAGAGUGAAAUGAGUAAACUAUGUACAGAGAAUCUCCUGAACAAGAAUCCAACAAGGAUACAAGUUAACACCCAAAAUACUAUGUGCAUGUAAACAUAGUCUGUAAUGACAGUGAAGAAAAUGGUGGCUUAUUGUUGUGUUAUUGUUAAUUUUUUGUAUAACGUAUGUAUCAGUGCUCAGCCUUAAGUUUGUUUUCACUUUGAUGUCAGGUAUAAAAAGACUGCCAAGCAGUAUUUUUGUUUUUAAUAGCUGAAGGUAGAAAAAGAAAUCAAUAUUAGCUUUAAGAAGCUAACUGAUGGAGAAAACAUUUGAAUGCCGCACAAUUGGUAAUGCAAGACUUUAAAGAAGGUUUUUGUUUUUGAUUUUAUUAAAUGAAUUGACAGUUUCUUUCCCCAACAGAAUGCAGAGCAACUGAUCAGAUUGUAUCAUUCGUCAUCUUUAUGCAACUCCGGUGUUUUAAGACUUGAAGUAGUGCAGCAUAGCUUAUGUGAUGUUAAGAUGAAUGCUAGGCUAGCUUUUUGCUCCUGUUAUAUGUGCAUCUGUAUCUGCUAGCGACAGUCAAUGUCAAGAAUAUAUAUGUGGAAUGAACAUAUGCAAGAUUGUGGAUUUCAAAAACAAGAAAAGUAUAGUGCACUUAGUAUUUUUGAUGUGUGUGUAAAUUUCUGGCAUCUCCAAAUACAAAUGCACCUAACACCAAACUCACACCACUAAAUUCAUUUAUGUUGUUGAUUGGGUCUAUUGGUUUAGUACUGCUGCAAUAAAUAUUCAGAGAAAGAUACCAAAAAAGCUCCUUCUCUUUCCCUCCAGACCCUUUUAUAAUACUCUGUUUGUGUUUCUAGUGUGCAUCACAUCAGUGUUAUAGGAAAACGUAAUCCGGUGUUUUAAUAAAACCACAUGGUAAACAGA